Cotesia congregata is the source of this 1802-nucleotide messenger RNA. The record is from the annotation of a GenBank genome assembly. Lineage: Eukaryota; Metazoa; Arthropoda; Insecta; Hymenoptera; Braconidae.
AUAAUAAUAAUAAUGAUGGAAGUAACAACUGAUCAAGAAGCGCAGGCAGUUCUUCUUAACGGAAUGGAAGGCACACAAUAUAUUACAAUUCAGCGUGGUGAUAAUGAAUCAAUAAAUAAAGUACCAUUAAUAACACUUAAUGGUGAAUUAAUAUCAGAAGGAAUGGUUGUUGAUAUGAUAAAUGCUGGAGUAGGUACUGAAUUUAAUUCCGCUGCUCAAUAUUAUGAAGAUGAUCUUCUUCCACACGAAUUAACUGAGGAGGACCGCAAAUUAGCAGCCGCUUUGGUGGCAGUUCAACUUCAGCAGCAGCAAAAGCAUCAGCAAAUGCAUAAUCAAACACAGCAUGAUGAUCCGGCUUUACCAGAUGUCAGUCAAUUAGCAACAUUAUCACCUGUUAAUGCUUAUACCAUACAGACAAUUGUUGAGCCUGAACCGUCAUCAAUUUAUUCAGCAAUUCAGUCGUUUAAGCGUAUCAAUCAUCACGUUAAACAGGAGUUUAUAAAUGUUAAAAGUGAAUAUGAUAUUGAUAUAUCAGCUGAGAGUAGCGAGGAUGCUACAACGCCUAUAUCUGGACCCAAACGAUCGUUGCCUCAUAAAAAGCGGAUUGCGAGAAAAUUAAAACAACAGAACAAAACAAAUUUAAAAAGAAAUUCUGGAAAAAAUAAUCAGGAUGUUAUUGUUUAUAAUAAUGCUAAUGAAGGUCUAAGCCAGUCGUUUAAAUGUGAAUUAUGCAAUAGUAAAUUUAAUACACAAUUGAAGUUUUUUGAACAUCUUAAGAAUCAUUAUGAACCAGUAAAGCAAGAAUCAAGGAUAGUACAAACAACCAAUACUAACAGUAUACCAAUUUCUGCACCAGAAACUGUUCAAAAUUUAGCCAAUACUGGUAUCGAAGAAUUUAGCGAGCCCGAAGACUUAAUGGAGGGGAUUAGAGGAAAUCAUUAUGAACCAGUAAAGCAAGAAUCAAGGAUAGUACAAACAACCAAUACUAACAGUAUACCAAUUUCUGCACCAGAAACUGUUCAAAAUUUAGCCAAUACUGGUAUCGAAGAAUUUAGCGAGCCCGAAGACUUAAUGGAGGGGAUUAGAGGAGUUGUGGAAGAAACCGGAGCACGCAUUGAUGAAGAUUCAGAAAUAAAUCCACUUGCAGAAGUUAAUCACAGCUCAGCUCUUUGGUCCAUAUCUACGAAUAAUACUGACCCAAUAGGUCAUAAUUUAAAUGAAUCAUCGAUAGUUGAUGAUCAAGACUCAUCCGAUAAAUUUGAUACUGAAACUAGUAGCCCUAAAAAAAAGAAGACUAGCAAAACGCGCAAAACACAAAAUAGUGAAAUGACAUGCCCACAAUGCGGUAGAACGUUUCAUCAUAAAAACAGUCUUGUUUAUCAUAUGAGAUCUCAUAGCGGUGAACGUCCUCAUCAGUGUGAAAUUUGUGGCAAAAGCUUUUUUGCUGCUAGUGCUUUAAAAGUUCACAAACGCUUACAUAGCGGAGACAAGCCAUAUAAAUGUGAAGACUGUGGUCGUCAUUUUCGGCAAUGGGGAGAUUUAAAAUCAUUAAUUCAAGAUCUUGUUCAAGAAUUAAAACUUGAGUCACCGAAUAGUAUCGUUGAAAUCGUCCCGCCAGAUGAUAAUCCUGAAAGUAUUUUGCCUCAUGAAGGUGGUUCUCAGAGUUUAGACUACAAUGUUACUGAUUCCACUGAUGCUAACUCUGAUCGUGAUCCACUUGAAGCUGUUGACAGAACAUCCGAUUCUUUACAAUAUUUUUUUAUGUAAACGAACGUGCAGCAAGUAAUUCAAGUUAUAAAUGA